GCUCAUGGCUCAUUGUCGCACCCGCCGGAGUGUGAGUUAGAGCGUGUGUAUGUGAGUGCGUCUGUCCGUGGGACUCGUAAUAUGUGUCGAGAGAGUGAGGGGAUACUCUUCUAUGUAGGUGACUGAAGCUAAUGUGUUUAAUAACACCAGAGGUCAGAAAGAUAUUUGUCGAAGUAACAAGUUUUGAUCUGAAACCCGCUCCACAAUACCGGCACAGAUGCGAAAGUAGCGGAUUUUGCGAGUAAAACAAAGAUUUGUCAAGGGAACUUCUGUCAAGAGGGGAAGGAAAUAAGCCAGACACGUCAGAAGAGGAUAUUUAUUUGGGGAAAUCGUAAUAUGAAAAAGGAGCAGGUCGAGAUAUUAGGUUUUGUCCCUCAGAAAGAGAUCGUCUACAACAAACUUCUCCCGUACGCAGACAAACUCGACCGCGAAUCCAAUGACAUUUUGGCCCAGAUUAAAGGGAACUUGGGUCGGGCUGUCCAGCUCCGUGAGUUAUGGCCUGGAGUUUUACUUUGGACUCGGAAACUCUCCACAUACCUUCGGCUGUAUGGGAGAAAGUUCAGCAAGGAGGAUCAUGUGCUGUUCAUCAAGCUUCUGUACGAGCUGGUCACCAUCCCCAAGCUAGACAUCAGCAUGAUGCAGAACUUUGCACGACUCCUCAUCAACUUACUGAAGAAGAAAGAACUGCUGUCCCGGGAUGACUUGGAAUUGCCUUGGAGGCCUUUGUACGAUCUCUAUGAAAGUAUCCUGUACUCAAAAACUGAGCAUCUCGGUCUUAACUGGUUUCCAAAUUAUCGAGCAGAAGCCUCAACUAAACAAAAAUUGCUUAAUAUUGUGCACAAGCGCUCAGUGGAGAAUGUGUUGAAGACAGUAGUCAAGAGCUGCAGACUUUAUUUCCCUGAGUCAGCUACACAGGAGAUGCUUGAUGAGUGGCGGCCAUUACUGUGCCCGUUUGAUGUCACUAUGCAGAAGGCCAUAAGCUACUUUGAGCUCUUCUUGCCCACCAUCAUGCCCCCAGAACAGCAUCACAAAGGUUUCAAGUUAUGGUUUGAUGAAAUGAUGGAUCUCUGGGUUUCAGUGCAAAACCUGCCUGCUUGGGAGGGUAAUUUAGUGAAUCUUUUUGCACGUCUGGCUAAUGACAACAUUGGCUAUGUGAACUGGGAUCCAUUCAUUCCCAAGAUCUUCACCAGGGUUCUGCGUAGCUUCAAUCUCCCUGUUGGCACCAGCCAAAUGGUCGUUCCCAGAUAUUUGAGCAACUCCUACGAUAUCGGUCACGUGGUCCUCUGGAUUUCCUCUAUGCUAGGCGGCCCACAAAACCAGGUCCAGAAACAGCUUAAUGGGCUCUUCAGAAGUAUAGCAUCUUUCUAUCACCCUUCAAAUAAUGGGCGCUGGCUGAUGAAGCUGAUGAAGCUUCUACAGCGUCUGCCUGCCAGUGUUGUUCGGCGGCUACAUCGGGAGCGCUAUAAGAAACCCUGCUGGAUCACUCCUGUUCCCACCAGUCACAGACUCACGGACCAGGAUGUGACAGACUUUGUGGAGAGUAUGAAGCAGCCGGUACUGAUGGCCAUGUUCAGCAAGACAGGCAGCAUGGAUGCAGCUCAGGCCUUGCAGAACCUGGCCCUGAUGAGACCAGAGCUGGUCAUCCCACCUGUGCUGGAGAAGACAUAUCCUGCUAUGGAGACACUGACAGAGCCACACCAGCUUACUGCCACUCUCAGCUGCAUGAUUGGUAUGGCCCGCAGUCUUCUCAGCGGUGGCCGACAUUACCCCGAAGGUCCCGCGCACGUCCUGCCCCUGCUAAUGAGAGCACUGCCUGGUGUUGACCCUAAUGACUUCAGCAAAUGCAUGGUGGCAAACUGUGAAAUGGUGCUGUCCCUGGUGAUGACAGCAAAUGCAUGGUGGGCAAUCUGAUUCCAUCAUUAAAUCUUUUAUUUGUUGUAGAUGGAGAGAGAGUUGUGUUCGGCUUCUGCUGAGUUUGAAGACUUUGUUCUGCAGUUUAUGGACAGGUGUUUUGCAUUGAUUGACAGCAGCACUCUGGAGCAGACACGCGAGGAGACGGAGACAGAGAAAAUGACUCAUUUAGAGAGUCUGGUGGAGCUGGGCCUUUCAUCCACCUUCAGCACCAUUCUGACACAGUGCUCCAUGGAGAUAUUCAAGGUGGCUCUCGAGAAAGUCUUCAACUUUGCCACCACCAACAUCUUUGAGACUCGUGUUGCAGGCAGGAUGGUGGCAGACAUGUGCAGAGCGGCUGCUAAGUGUCACCCUGCUGAGUCUCUCAGGCUGUUUGUACCACACUGCUGUAACGCCAUUACUCAUCUAACUGCCAAUGAAGAUGUUUCAAAUGAGGAGGAACUGGAUAAAGAACUGCUCUGGAACCUCCAGCUGCUUUCUGAGGUGACUCGUGUGGAUGGAGAAAAGCUCCUCCCGUACCGCACACAGCUGGUGCAGACUCUGCAGCUGACCCUGCGUUUGCGCUGUAAGCAGGGCUACAGUCUGGCCUGCAACCUGCUGCACCAUAUCCUGCGUUCCACAGCACUCACCUACCCCACAGACUACUGCAGUGUGCCUGGCGGCUUCAACAGACCCCUGCAAGAGUACUUGCCCAUUAAGGACUGGGGUCGUCCGGGGGACCUUUGGAACCUGGAGAUCCGGUGGCAUGUGCCCAGCUCAGAGGAGACUGCAUUUGUGUUCUAUGUUCUGGACCUGCUGCUUCAGCCAGAGCUCCAGCGUCUGCAGAGAUAUGCACAGGGAGAACAGGACAUGAGCAGAGAUGACGUUCUUCAGAGUCUGUGUGUAGUCCAGCACUGUCUGCUGGGUGCUGGCAGCAUGCUCCCCCCUCUUGAUGGACGCACAGUCACUGGCCUUGUACCCAGCAUGGUUAGUUUGGAGGAAACAAAGCUGUACAUUGGUGUUGACUACGAUGAGUCCAGAGAGAACUACCGUGAGGCCAUCUGUAAAGUAAUGAGACAAUUGCUUCAUUACAUUCUGGAACACUCAGAGGAUGACACCAAAUCCCUUUUCGCCAUUAUCAAGAUCAUCAGUGACUUGAUGCACUUCAGAGGUUCCCAUAAACAUGAGUUUGACUCUCGUUGGAAGAGCUUCACCUUGGUGAAGAAGUCGAUGGAGAACAGGCUUCAUGGGAAGAAACAGCACAUCCGAGCUCUUCUCAUUGACAGAGUUCUUCUUCAGCAUGAGAUGCGAAAGUUGCUGGUCGAGGGGUGUGAAUAUAAGACUGUUCAUCAGGACCUGUUGAGGGACCUUUUGCGUCUUUCCACCAGCACCUACAGCCAGGUCCGCAGCAAGGCCCAAAAUGUGUUGUUCACAGCUUUGGGGACCUAUAACUUCUGCUGCCGGGACAUUACUCCACGUGUCCUGGAGCUACUGGAGCCCACACGAACUGAUGUCACCCAGCAACAGUUCAAGGGGGCACUGUACUGCUUGCUUGGGAACCAUUGUGGAGUGUGCCUUGCUAACCUACAUGACUGGGAUUGCAUCGCUCAGACGUGGCCGUCCAUAGUGCGCUCAGGCCUCAGCUCAGCUAUGUCUCUAGAGAAGCCCUCCAUUGUCAGACUCUUCGAUGACCUCGCGGACAAAGUCCACCGGCAGUAUGAGACCAUCGGCAUUGAUUUCACAGUACCUGAGAGUGCAGUCUUGCUAGGCCGGCGCAUCACUGAUUCAAGCCAACCCACUCCACACAUUGGCACUCCCACAGAACAGGAGCUGAAGCAGGGACUGGCACUUCAACAAGAUAAAAACCAGGAGGCAGUGCAGAAAUAUGAAAAGCUUGUGAGAGACCUGUUGGAAUGUCUAGAUGACCGGGACCUGCCUUGGAAGUUUGAGCACAUUGCUAUUGGUUUCCUGUCUCUACUGCUAAGAGAUGACUAUCCCCUCCCGGCCCCAGCGGUGCUCUUCUUUGUACAAAGCCUCAACCAUGAUGCGCUUGUUGUUCGUAAGAUGUGGAUAUCUGUGAUGUGGGGAGUACUGAAACAGCUGAAGAGACCGCGCAAGAAAAUACCCGUUAGUCCCUGUGAUAUAAGUGGUGUAAUGGAGCCGGAGGGGCUGGUGGCAGGAGACAGGCCGGGGAAUGACUGGCUGCAGUACCAUGGUGACAGCCUGCCGAACACCCAGCAGGACUGGGACAAUUUCUGCUUUGUAGAGAAGACACACUGGGGCUACUACUGCUGGCCAAAGAAUUUGAUGGUAUAUGCCCCAGCAGCGGAGCAGCCCAAGGAUCUUUCCACUGAGAACAUGAAUGAGAGGGAGCGUGUCAUCUAUGACCAUUUCACAGAACCCAUGUUCAUCAAACAGCUCAUUGAGUUCCUGUCUCUUGAGGACCGAAAGGGCAAAGACAAGUUUAAUCCCCGUCGCUUCUGUCUCUUCAAGGGACUUUUCCGGAACUACAGUGAUGCUUUCCUGCCUGUUCUAAAGCCUCAUAUGGAGCGGCUGGCAAAUGACUCUCACGAGAGCACCCAGCGCUGUGUGGCUGAGAUCAUUGCAGGACUGGUUAGAGGCAGCAAGCACUGGAGCUUCAGCAAGGUGGAGGCAUUAUGGAAAUUCCUGAUUCCUUUGAUGCGAACAGCACUGUCCAAUAUUACUGUGGAGACCUAUGCUGACUGGGGUACCUGUGUGGCAACUGCCUGUGAGAGCCGAGAUCCACGAAAGCUUCACUGGCUUCUUGAGAUGCUGAUGGAGUGUCCUCUCAGUGGGGAAGGUGGAUCAUUUGUAGAUGCCUGCCACCUAUACGUGCUGCAAGGUGGUCUGGCACAGCAGGAGUGGAGGGUCCCAGAGCUGCUACACAGAUUGCUUAGUUACCUGGAGCCCAAACUCACUCAGGUUUAUAAGAAUGUGAGAGAGCGCAUCGGCAGUGUGCUGACAUACAUUUUCAUGAUUGACGUCACCCUGCCAUACACUCUGCCUACUAAGUCACCACACAUUGCUGAGUUUACCGAAAGGAUCUUGUCUCAGCUGAAGCCCCUGAUUGAGGGAGACGAGGAGAUCCAGAACCAUGUGGUGGAGGAGAACGGAGUGGGGGAGCAGGACGAGAGGACCCAGGCCAUCCAUCUCCUCAAAACUGUUCUGAAGUGGCUGAUGGCCAGUGCGGGGCGCUCCUUCUCUACUCCAGUACCUCAGCAACUGCAGCUGCUGCCCCUGCUCUUUAAGAUCGCUCCUGUAGAAAAUGAUGACAGCUAUGAUGAGCUGAAAAGGGACGCAAAGAUGUGCCUGUCCCUCAUGUCUCAGGGUCUCCUCUAUCCUGAGCAGAUCCCUAUGGUACUGAAGGUGCUACAUGAGAUUGCUGGUAGCAGCUCUUGGCAUGCACGAUUCUCAGUGCUAACAUACCUCCAGAUAAUGGUGUUCUAUAAUCUGUUCACCAUACUGAGCAAUGAGCAGGCUGUUCAGGACGUAAGAGCACUGGUCGUCAGGCUACUGGAGGAUGAGCAGCUGGAGGUGAGAGAGAUGGCUGCCACCACUCUCAGUGGCUUCCUGCAGUGUAACUUCUUGGCAAUGGAUGCCUCCAUGCAGACUCACUUUGAGGCUCUAUGCAAAACCAGAUUACCCAAAAAGAGGAAGAGAGGCUCUGUGGUGGACACCAUUCCUUCAGUUGAUCUGGUACGGCGUCACGCUGGAGUGCUGGGACUCAGUGCUUGCAUCUUAUCCAGCCCGUAUGAUGUCCCAACCUGGAUGCCUCAGCUCCUCAUGGACCUCAGCGCACACCUCAAUGACACACAGCCUAUUGAGAUGACCGUGAAAAAGACUCUGUCUAAUUUCCGCCGUACUCAUCACGACAACUGGCUGGAGCACAAGCAGCAGUUCACAGACGACCAGCUCGUGGUGCUCACAGACCUUCUCGUGUCACCCUGCUACUAUGCAUAGAAGGUUGCAACAAUGUUGCUGCAGGUUUUAGUAUUGUUUUGUUGUUGUUGUUUUUUUUGUUGUUUUUUCAUAUUCAAACAAAAUAUCUUAUGCAUUCAUGAGGAUGGGAUGGGAGGACACAGACGCUCAGGAUCUCAGCAUCUAUAGAAGAACCUCUCGAACACAGACCCAGGAGCCCACUAAACCAUGAGCACAUGAUGAGAGGAGGGCAGGAGGCAUGUAUAGGUACGAAGGAGAUGUGAGAUGAGUAACUUAACAACAUAGACAUAUACUCUGUACGUACUGUUUGUAUGUAUAUAUCUAGUCCAAAUUUUUGCUUUCAACUAUACUUAAUAUUUAAGGUUUACCAGUGCAGGAGCGUAUGGCCUGCAGUCUGUAAUAUUAUUGUACAGAUAGAUUAUUUUUUUCCCUCUGUAAUCCUGUGUGUUGACAUGAACUGUGUGAUGGACUGAAUGCCUAUGGAUCGCCCCAUAAAUCCAACUCCAAAGCCCCCAUGAUGCUCUCUGCUGUGAGGUUCUCAGCGAUCUGAGCAUGUGAAGAUAGUCCAACGACUCAAUCCAUUACAUUAAGAAUUUGAAAACCUGGAACUGGAAGAUUAUUCAUCUUUUAGCAUUUUGUUUUCCAUAAACAUUUUACAGCUAGCAGCAUGUGUUUCUUUGUUGAGUGGCAUAGAGAAUUUUAAUUUUUUUUUAAAUACACAGCAGCAUCUUUUCAACAUAAUCCUCCACAGUAAUCUGAUGCGGCAGGCACCUCUUUGGGAAAAAUAAAGUGUUGGCGAUGUUUGCUCGACUUGAAGAAUAUAUUCGGACUCAGCCCUUGUUAUUCAUCACAACAUGAGGACGCAAGUCUGAGGACUCUGAAGUUAUUGUGGUAUGUGUGUCUGAAGGUAGCUGUGACAUUGUCCUGUAGCUCUCUGCUCACAUGCCAUCAUAACAGCGUUUUGUGUUUGUGUAUCUAUAUGUGUAUGUAUGUAUUUAUGUACUGUACAUAUGCAUUUAUCUAUGCAUAAACGACUGACACGUCUUCUAGCGAGACCACCCAGACCGGAUCCAGUGAGUUUGUGGAAGGCGGCUUGAUACGUGUACAUUUUGGUGUGAGUGUACAUGUUUGUAGUUUGACCAAAUUGAUCACAUUUUGAUCCAUUUCUUAUUGGCAU
Molecule: messenger RNA, 7027 nt
Organism: Cyprinus carpio (common carp)
Lineage: Eukaryota; Metazoa; Chordata; Actinopteri; Cypriniformes; Cyprinidae
Product: proteasome activator complex subunit 4B-like
Biological process (GO): proteasomal ubiquitin-independent protein catabolic process
Cellular component (GO): spermatoproteasome complex; nucleus; cytosol
Molecular function (GO): proteasome binding; peptidase activator activity
Source: RefSeq, a predicted model, not a curated record